Molecule: messenger RNA, 2184 nt
Organism: Leguminivora glycinivorella
Lineage: Eukaryota; Metazoa; Arthropoda; Insecta; Lepidoptera; Tortricidae
Exons: 4
Coding region: 174-1799 (541 amino acids)
Biological process (GO): regulation of transcription by RNA polymerase II
Cellular component (GO): chromosome
Molecular function (GO): chromatin insulator sequence binding; zinc ion binding
Source: RefSeq, a predicted model, not a curated record
CCGCCAAAGUUCGCACUACGGAAUACAUACGGAACUAAAAAUUUAAUCUCACAGAGAAACUGCCCUCAAGUUUUGAGAUGUAUUCUAUCUUCUACCCCCGAUAUUUUUCCUAAUGAAUUAGGGAAAAAUUAUUUAGAACGUUACCACUUAUCCAGGUUUCUUUUGUUGCUAAUAUGGACAAAUACUCCAAGAACUUCAUUUUGGUUGGAGACUUGAACCACCAUUGUCUGCUGUGCAAGGAGUCGUUUCUAUCAAUAGAUGAUUUGGAGAAGCACUUACGAUGGGAGAAACACCGGAAAAGCGUCAAGGACUUGAGCCCUAUGCCGAAGUUUAAGAGGGAUCGCAUUUUUAAGAUCGAUGAUAAGUACUUCUGUGAGCAUUGUAACCAGAUUUUAAGUACCAUUUCGGAAAUACAAAAGCAUGUACAGGAUGAAUACCACCAAAAACGUAAAGCCGAGCCAGAAGUAGAACUCCGUACCUCACUAUGUAAAAGAGAGUCCGGUAUAACUUUUAUAGGGAAGGAGAAAAGUUCAAUUAAGAUUCCUAAUAAAGAGUGGUAUGGGAUAAUUGAUUCAAAGUGUGUAUUCUGUGAUGUUGCUGUGGAUCAUUUUAUGAAACAUGUUUCAUGCUCGGACCACAUGAUAACUAUGAUUCAAAGUAAGAUUGUAAUGAAUGAAGAAGGCUUGUUUUACAGGGAGUUUAAGGACAAGGGUUACUGCUUCCUAUGUAAGACAACAUUCCAAAUGCAAUCUAAGAAUGAACACUGGAAGGAUGACCUUCAUAUGGAAAAGGCAAGGGAACAUAAUGUGAAAAAUUCUAAAUCUUAUCAGGAAAAGAAACUGGAGGUGGCAAUUAAACUUAUUAAUACUCAAAAAGACUAUUUUGAUAUUGAUCUGGAAAAUAAAGUGGCCACAUGCAAGAUUUGUACGGCCUAUGUGAAUAUAAACUUCAAAUUUAUGAUGGACCAUAAGAAAAUUCACAACAUAACAGAUAAAGACAAUAUUAAACCGGCUCCAGUGGACAUGGAAAUGGUCUUUAAGUCUCUGAGAAUCAGGAGAUCUAAAAAAGAAAUCUAUGAUCAUGGCAAAUUAAGGGCUGAGUUAGCCAAAUUUGGGAGGGAGAAUUAUAUCAAGCUGGUAUUUCCUGGGGAUAAAGGUUACUGCUCACUUUGUGGCACAUAUAUGUCUGCUCAUAUGAAAAACUUUACAGAGCAUAUCAAUGGGUAUGUUCACAUGGCACAACUAGAUUUAAAGAAUGGCAAACCUCAUGUCAAGCCGGAAUAUAAAACCAAAAAUAUGAAGGACUUUGUAAAGACAGUUACUUUUUCUAAGGAAUCGCAUUCUUUGAGUCUUAACAAACAGGUUGCUAUUGAUGUGGUUUCCUUAGGACUUGUUUGUAAGAUCAAUAAUCCUCAAUGUGAGAAAUUCAUGUGUUAUGCGUGUGACAAAACAUAUAAAAUCACAGAUUAUGAGAAACAUUGUCUCUCUGAAAUGCACAGAAAUAAUUUUUAUAAUUCUGAGAUUAUAACUUCAAUUGAGGAUGAAUUUAUUAGAGAGGUUCGCCCAAAUGUGUACCAUUGUGGAGUUUGCAACAUAAUGUUCGCUUUUUGGGAUACAUUGAAUAAACACUUCCGUAGUUGGAAGCAUAGGACAGUCAAGGGUGUCAUACAAGAUGAUUUCUCAUACUGUAAAGAGGUGGAAGAAUUAACUUGGGGCCAAGAAGGGUUGUUACCAAAAUUGGUUAGUUUAGGUUUUAAAAGAGCUUUCAUUCUGCCUAAACAGGAAACAAAUAAAGCAUAAGGGUACAUUUCAUAGGUUAUGCAUUGCAAAAAAAUGCAUGUGGGACCCCACACUGGCACCUGCACAAGUAAUGCGUAAUCAGGGAUCUCCAAACUUCAUUGCCAUAGGGCCUUAAACCUCAGAAUAUUUAACAUGGGCAACUAUUUUAUGCACUGAAGUCAGUGUUUCUGCUGGCCGGGGCUUGGAGUCAAUACUAUAAAUAAAUAUCUUUAAAGGAGGUAGUUUUACCAAGGUGGAUUUAAGUAAGAACUACCAAUUUGUUUACUAAAAAUGUUUUCAAUUUGUUUUUGUUUUCUUUUUUUGUUAGUAAGAAAAUUAAGUUUUGCUUUUUGUUUGACUUCUUUUGUAAUUUUAGGAUGUUCCUUAAAUUAUGAUUAAAAACUGG